Molecule: messenger RNA, 856 nt
Organism: Hippopotamus amphibius kiboko
Lineage: Eukaryota; Metazoa; Chordata; Mammalia; Artiodactyla; Hippopotamidae
Product: serine protease 1
Exons: 5
Coding region: 33-773 (246 amino acids)
Biological process (GO): proteolysis
Molecular function (GO): serine-type endopeptidase activity
Source: RefSeq, a predicted model, not a curated record
CCUAGUUCCUAGUCCAGAUCUGGUGAGCAACCAUGAAGACCUUCAUCUUUCUUGCUCUCCUGGGAGCUGCUGUUGCUGCCCCUACGGACGACGAUGACAAGAUCGUCGGGGGCUACACCUGUUCAGCGAGUUCCGUCCCCUACCAGGUGUCCUUGAACGCCGGCUACCACUUCUGCGGGGGCUCCCUCAUCAACAGCCAGUGGGUGGUGUCCGCGGCUCACUGCUACAAGUCCGGAAUCCAGGUGCGGCUGGGAGAAUACAACAUCAACGUCGCUGAGGGCAAUGAGCAGUACAUCAGCGCAGCCAAGAGCAUCCGCCACCCCAGCUACAACCAGAACACCCUGAAUAACGACAUCAUGCUGAUCAAACUGAAAUCAGCUGCCACUCUCAACAGUCGAGUAGCCACUAUCUCUCUGCCAACAUCUUGUGCAGCUGCUGGUACCCAGUGUCUCAUCUCCGGCUGGGGCAACACCAAAAGCAGUGGCUCCAGCUACCCUGACACCUUGCAGUGCCUGAAAGCUCCCAUCCUAUCUGCCAGCGCUUGCAGCAGUGCCUACCCAGGCCAGAUCACCAGCAACAUGAUCUGCGUGGGCUACCUGGAGGGCGGAAAGGACUCUUGCCAGGGUGACUCUGGGGGCCCUGUGGUCUGCAACGGACAGCUCCAGGGUGUCGUCUCCUGGGGCGAAGGUUGUGCUCAGAAAAACAAGCCUGGUGUCUACACCAAGGUCUGCAACUACGUGAGCUGGAUCCAGCAGACCAUCGCUGCCAACUGAACAGCUACAGCUCUUCAUGACCCUCCCUGUCAAUCAGCUUCACCUUCCUCCCAUCCUGCAAACACUACCUAAAUAAAAACCUU